AUACAAAUCAUAUUAGAAUAGUCAUCAAUGGCAGAGCCAGUUACAGAAACCGAGACUGAGCCCGAGGAGGAAUCUCCAAGGAAGAAGCUUAUCAAAAGAAUUCUACUAAUUAUAUUCCAUAUAUUAUUUAUAUCAUAUUUUAUUUGGUGCACUGUCGUGUUUAUUCGUUACGACAAGAAAUCAGAUAAUUGCAAAACGGCAGUUAAAGACUUGUCAAAAAGCUGGCAAUAUCGCGAUGAAAGCGAAGGCGAAAGCGUAAUCGUAAGCGAUAAGGAUAACGAAACGAUCGCGAAUAUAACAAAUUUCCAGCCCCACAUACUUUGUAAAAUUAAUUGGUGCACAGGCUUUGGCUUUCUCACUUUGAUAUUUACAAUUUUCUAUAUCUUUACUAUUUACUAUUUCCUUUUCAAGCCGUACAUUGGACAAAAGCUAUAUGACAACACCAUCGAACCCAUCAUCGACAAAUGGAUGGAGUUCAGUCGGCAAUUAGUGGUGUCAAUCGUGAUGCUGAUACUUGUUAUACUAUUUAUGGCCGCGGUGUUGGGGUUCGAGUCCAGGAAGGAGCCGGCUAAGUUAAUUGGUGUGAUAGGACCAAUACUAUUCAUACUUUUUGGAUUUGCCGUGUGUCCGUAUCGGAAAGAAAUACCAUGGCGGAUUGUUGUGACUGGGAUACUAGCUCAGUUCCUUCUAUGUCUCUUCUGUGUGCGUUGGUCCUUUGGAAGAUCUAUCUUUCAGUGUGCUGGGGAUAAAGUGGCAGUCUUUUUGGGGUUCACAUCACAUGGCGCGCGCUUUGUAUACGGCGAUCGAAUUUGCAAUGAAUUUGUCUUCGCGUUUGCCAUCUUGGCAGUCAUAUUCUUUUUCAGUGUGGUCACCUCGUGCCUUUAUUAUUUGGGUGUGAUGCAGUUCAUCCUGAACGUAUUCGGCUGGCUCCUACAGGCGCUGAUUGGAACGACAGUGUGUGAGAGCGUCAAUGCGGCCGGAAAUGUAUUCUUGGGCAUGACAGAGAGUCCGCUGAUCAUUCGGCCCUAUAUUGAACGUUUGACUAAGAGCGAACUACAUACGAUAUGUGUAUCUGGGUAUGCCACCGUGGCUGGCACUGUUCUGGGAGCCUAUAUAUCCUUUGGAGCGUCCCCAGCAUAUUUGAUAACUGCCAGCGUUAUGGCGGCACCUGCCUCCUUGGCCUUUGCUAAGCUAUUUUUACCCGAAAUUGAAGAGUCUCAGACCAAGGCAGACAAUAUUCAACUGGAAAAAUCAACAGACUCUUCCAUAUUGGACGCAGCUGCCAGUGGGGCUGCAAAUGGUGUUGCAAUUGUGCUCGGAAUUGUUUCGAAUAUAAUUGCCUUUAUAGCCAUCAUAGCGUUCUUCAACGCCGUCGUAGAGUGGUUGUUUCAAUUGGGUGGCAAAGAGGACGUCACCUUUCUGUGGCUCCUAAGCCAAGCGUUUAUACCCCUUGUCUUUGUCAUGGGUGUACCAUGGCAUGAUUGCGAAAAAGUUGCACUGGUCGUUGCAAAGAAAACGCUAAUAAACGAGUUCCUAGGCUACAUGGAUUUAGGCGCCAUGAUAAGGAACAACGAGAUUGGUGCACGCAGUGCUGGAAUUGCUACAUUUGCUCUUUGUGGAUUCGCCAAUCCUGGCUCAUUGGGCAUUAUGAUUGCUGGACUGAGUGCAAUGGCUCCCUCACGCCGGCCUGACAUAACUCGAGUUGCUGUACGCGCAUUUUUUGCUGGCAGUAUAGUGAGCUUCACAUCGGCUUCUUUUGCGGGCAUCCUAAUUCAACCCGACGAAUUGGAUGACAUAUCGAAUAAGUUAUUGGACGCUGUCGGAGUAAAUCGAGAGGAUGUGUCUGAUUAUUUUUUUAACGCCUAAUACUACAUAACACAUACAUAUACAUAUAUAAAUAUACUAAAAUUUACUCUUGCAAA
This is a messenger RNA of Scaptodrosophila lebanonensis, 1922 nucleotides long. It is a transcript of the gene CNT1, whose product is annotated as solute carrier family 28 member 3. The transcript has 6 exons. Gene Ontology annotation, molecular function: nucleoside:sodium symporter activity. NCBI's taxonomy places the organism in Eukaryota, Metazoa, Arthropoda, Insecta, Diptera, Drosophilidae. Gene Ontology annotation, biological process: nucleoside transmembrane transport. The record is from RefSeq and is a predicted model, not a curated record. Gene Ontology annotation, cellular component: membrane. The coding region runs from base 28 to 1866 and encodes 612 amino acids.